Messenger RNA from Camelus dromedarius (Arabian camel), 785 nucleotides. Its product is annotated as porimin-like. Lineage: Eukaryota; Metazoa; Chordata; Mammalia; Artiodactyla; Camelidae. Gene Ontology annotation, cellular component: cytoplasmic vesicle. The record is from RefSeq and is a predicted model, not a curated record.
AUGGGAGUUGGCUCACGAGGCUUCUUGGCUGCACUGGCCCUGGGGGCAGUGCUGGUGACAGCGUUGCUGAAGAUGGUCGCCGACAGCAGGGACCUGGACGGAUCUCCAGGCACAAAGAAGUCUAUGCCUCCAGAAGACUCUAAUGCUGCCCGAACAGGGAGUACCCCACAGGUGUCUCUCAGCCAUACAAAUAAGUCUUCCACCUUGCCCAUGAAACCAUCAGCAACAACUCUAGUUUCCUCAAAGAACAUAACAGCCACCACCUUGAAACCCACAGCAAAAUCGUCUAAAACGACACCACCAGUGAUCUCAACAAACACGACUUCUACCACUGCAGGGUCUACAACCAAGAUAACAAGUGCUUCAUCCACAGUGACCACAGCCCACGAUAGUUCAGUGACAUCUGUUUCUUCACCUGUAACAAUCACAGCAACUACUAAUUCUGAGGAAAACAAGGCAUCCAGCUUCGAUACUGGCAGUUUUGUUGGUGGCAUUGUAUUAACACUGGGAGUUCUAUCUUUUCUUUACAUUGGAUGCAAAGUGUAUUAUUCAAGAAGAGGCAUUCGGUAUAGAACCAUUGAUGAACAUGACGCCAUCAUUUAAGGGUUCCGAGCACCAACGGAAAGAAGAAAGACUGAAGCAGCCCAAUUGGUUUUGGUUUAUUAUUAGUUUAAAACAGGAUUCUCUUCUUGAAAAUAGCAUAAACAGGCCAUGCAUAUAAUGUACAAUGUAUUAUAUAAAUAUGUAAAGAUUCCUCAUGAUUGCUGAAAGUAAAAAGGGUUUGG